This is a messenger RNA of Leguminivora glycinivorella, 771 nucleotides long. RefSeq lists its product as uncharacterized. The coding region runs from base 1 to 771 and encodes 256 amino acids. The transcript has 2 exons. The record is from RefSeq and is a predicted model, not a curated record. Lineage: Eukaryota; Metazoa; Arthropoda; Insecta; Lepidoptera; Tortricidae.
AUGAGUAUGAGUGCAACAGAUGGAAUAUGUGAUAAUGCUAGAGCGUACCCCGCAGGCGCAGCACCCGGCGGCUGUGGGAAGUGGACGAGGGUUGCUGCACCGGGGACGGGGGCAGCGAGUAAAAUACUUUCGGCUAAGGACUGCAAAGUUGUACCAAGUGAGAGCUUAGUUUCCCAGCAUAGGUUACUGAUUCUGGAGUUGAAGCAUAAAGUAGCACGUAAGCAUAAUAACCUAAAGCCCCCACCUAAAACGAAGUGGUACAAAUUGAGUGACAGGGAGUUGGCUGAUGAAUUUAAGAAAAGAAUGGUCGAUAAGAUGAUAAAAAUGAAUGAUAUGACAGAGAUGAAUGAAUGCUGGAAUGAAAUGGCUGUAAGUUUAAGAAGUGUGGCGAAGAAUGUACUUGGUGAAAUAAGGGGGAAAGGAAAGAUUGAUAAAGAUACAUGGUGGUGGAAUGAUGAUGUGCAAAUGAUUUUGAAAGAAAAGAAGAAUGCUUUUAAAGAAUGGAAAAGUGUGGAAGAGGGUAAUGAUAGAGAAAAGGAAAACAAGAGGUCAGCUUAUCUAAUAAGUAAAAAGAAGGCCAAGAAAGCAGUUGCAAUCGCGAGGGCCAAGGUCCAAGAUAAGCUCUACAACCAUUUGGAAAGCCCACAAGGCCAAAAAGACCUUUAUAGAAUAGCAAGAGAGCGGGAGAGGAAUGCAAGAGAUAUCAAUCACAUAAAAUAUAUGAAAGAUGAAGAAGGAAAGAUUUUGACGGAUGAGAAGAGCAUAAGAUAA